Messenger RNA from Balaenoptera acutorostrata (minke whale), 924 nucleotides. RefSeq names its product lysine-specific demethylase 4D-like. Lineage: Eukaryota; Metazoa; Chordata; Mammalia; Artiodactyla; Balaenopteridae. Gene Ontology annotation, molecular function: histone H3K9 demethylase activity. The transcript has a single exon. Gene Ontology annotation, cellular component: nucleus. Gene Ontology annotation, biological process: chromatin remodeling. The record is from RefSeq and is a predicted model, not a curated record.
GCCAUGCAGUCUAAGCACUUUGGUAGCCAGAACCCAAGUUGGAAGAUUAUGAUCUUCCACCCAACCGUGGAAGAAUUUGAAGAUUUCAACAAAUAUAUUGUUUACAUGGCGUCGCAAGGUGCACACUGAGCUGGCCUAGCCAAGGUAAUUCGACCGAAAGGAUGGAAAGCCGGACAGACGUACAAUGAUGUCGAUGACAUCUUAAUAGCCACUCCCCUCCAGCAGGUGACUUCUGGGCAGGCAGGUGUGUUUACUCAAUACCACAAAAAGAAAAAAGCCAUGACCGUGGGUGAAUACCACCACUUAGCAAAGAGUGAAAAAUAUCGGACUCCAGCACACUUUGAUUUUAAGGACCUGGAGCGAAAAUAUUGGAAAACACGCCUCUAUGAUUCACCAGUAUAUGGUGCGGACGUGAGUGGCUCCUUAUUCGAUCAAAACACGGAGCAGUGGAACCUUGGACACCUGGGAACCAUUCAGGACCUGCUGGAGCAGGAGUGCGGAGUGGUCAUCGAAGGCGUCAACACCCCGUACCUGUACUUCGGCAUGUGGAAGACCGCCUUCGCCUGGCACACGGAGGACAUGGACCUUUACAGCAUCAACUACCUGCACUUCGGGGAGCCCAAGACGUGGUACGCGGUGCCCCUGGAGCACGGCCGGCGCCUGGAACGCCUGGCCAGGGAGCUUUUCCCGGGCAGCGUGCGGGGCUGUGAGGCCUUCCUGCGGCACAAGGUGGCUCUCAUCUCGCCCACGGUCCUCAAGGACAACGGCAUCCCCUUCGAUCGGGUCACUCAGGAGGCUGGAGAGUUCAUGGUGACCUUUCCCUAUGGCUACCACUCUGGCUUCAACCAUGGCUUCAACUGCGCGGAAGCCAUCAAUUUCGCCUCCCCGCGCUGGACCGAUUAUGGCAAAGUGGCCUGGGAAUAG